Mangifera indica (mango) is the source of this 1419-nucleotide messenger RNA. RefSeq names its product ribonuclease P protein subunit p25-like protein. The record is from RefSeq and is a predicted model, not a curated record. The coding region runs from base 298 to 1080 and encodes 260 amino acids. The transcript is spliced from 10 exons. Gene Ontology annotation, molecular function: RNA binding. NCBI's taxonomy places the organism in Eukaryota, Viridiplantae, Streptophyta, Magnoliopsida, Sapindales, Anacardiaceae.
AGACCGCGGCCACAAAGCCCUAAUCUAUCUGAAGGUUGUUUUAAUUUUACCUUAAUUCUCUCAAUUUUAGCUAGUUAUUCUCUUUCUUAUCCAACUGUUUCAUUAUCAAAACCCCGUUCAACCUCCAACACACGAGGCUUUUGGGGCUUAAUUUCACAAUCCAAAGACAAGGCCAUCUGCAGACUUUACGCACUGACAGGGCUUCAACUUCUACUCUUAACUCCUCUUAGUCUCUGGCACUGCUUGCUUUGCUUGUAAUUUUUAUUUAAUUUUGUUAAAAGGCUUCCUAAGAACGAUAUGGAUAGGUACCAGAGAGUGGAGAAGCCGAAAGCUGAAACACCUAUAAAUGAAAAUGAGAUUCGUAUAACCACUCAAGGAAGGAUGAGAAAUUAUAUUACUUAUGCCACCACUCUCCUUCAGGAAAUCAUUGACAUUUGGGUGGGUUACUUCAUAGGACCUACCCCUUCGAAAUUUCAUGAGGAGAAAGGAUCUGGUGAAAUUGUUCUUAAAGCAAUGGGCAGAGCUAUCAAUAAAACUGUUAUGAUUGCCGAACUAAUAAAGAGGCGGAUUGUUGGUCUCCACCAAAACACUUCAAUUGGAUCAACUGAUAUAACAGACACGUGGGAGCCACUAGAAGAAGGGCUUCUUCCACUAGAGACUACUCGCCAUGUUUCAAUGAUCACUAUCACAUUGUCAAAGAAGGAGCUCAAUACAUCAUCAUCAGGAUACCAGCCUCCUCUUCCUGCUGAUCAAGUGAAAGCGUGGAAUGAAUUUGAAGAUGAAGGAGAGGGUUCUCCAAGGACACAUGUUAAGGGGCGUGGUGGUCGAGGAAGGGGCAGGGGUAGAGGAGAUUAUAAUGGUGAUGGUUGGGAUGGUGGACGUGGCACUGGUGGCAGAGUUCAGGGACGUGCAAGAGGUCGUUCUUCUCAGGGUAGAGGAUGGGGUUAUGGUGGUCGAUCAGGUGGAUAUUACGAUUAUCGUGAAUAUGAUGCACUACCUCCACAACGUCGCGGGCGUGGUUGGGGAAGGGGACGAGGACGUGGCCGUGGUCGCAAUCCCAGAUCAGCAAUAGCUGCAUAAUCAGGGAAAGUUGCUGAAAUAUAAAAGUAAGGUGUUAGGUUGAAAAAUGAUAAGUGGAUGCCUGCUCUGCUUGUGUUUAGAUGAAGUUUGGUGAUAUUUAUGGGCAUUGUCUUUCAUUUUAAAUUGUGAAGUUUUGCAACUACAGUGCUUGCAGUUUCUUUAUUAAAGUAGAUUGUUGUAGCUUAGGAACAUUUUCUUAGUUAUUCAAUUUUGACAAAGUUUUUGACAUAGCAAGUUACAAGAUUGUACAAUUUUUCCCCUUUCAUAGGAAUAAUAGAGCAGUACAUUCUUUCAUUCUUAAUAUAAAUAGAUGUCCCAUGCAAACUUUUCUUGUUCUCA